Molecule: messenger RNA, 807 nt
Organism: Fulvia fulva
Lineage: Eukaryota; Fungi; Ascomycota; Dothideomycetes; Mycosphaerellales; Mycosphaerellaceae
Product: 18S rRNA (guanine(1575)-N(7))-methyltransferase
Exons: 1
Coding region: 1-807 (268 amino acids)
Biological process (GO): rRNA (guanine-N7)-methylation
Cellular component (GO): nucleolus
Molecular function (GO): rRNA (guanine) methyltransferase activity
Source: RefSeq, a predicted model, not a curated record
AUGUCCCGCCCCGAAGACAUCCUCCCGCCCGACCUGUUCUACGACGACUCCGAAUCCCGCAAAUACACCACCUCCUCCCGCAUAAAAAACAUCCAAGCGGAAAUGACCAACCGCGCCCUCGAACUCCUCGACUUACCCUCUCCCUCCCUGAUCCUCGACGUAGGCUGCGGAUCUGGCCUCUCCGGCGAAAUCCUCACCGAGAACGACCACACCUGGGUUGGGAUGGACAUUUCGAGUUCCAUGCUUGCCCAGGCGUUAGAGAGGGACACCGAAGGCGACAUGCUGCUAGCAGAUAUUGGGCAGGGUGUUCCAUUCAGAGCGGGAAGUUUCGACGCGGCGAUCAGUAUCAGUGCGAUUCAGUGGCUUUGUAAUGCGGAGACGAGUGAUGUGAGUCCUGAGGGGCGGUUGAAGAGGUUUUUCGAUGGGCUUUAUGCAUCUCUAAGGAGAGGUGGAAAAGCGGUGUGCCAGUUCUACCCGAAGAAUACACAGCAACGAUCUUUGAUCUCACAAGCUGCGAUUAAGGCGGGAUUUGGGGCUGGUAUACUUGAGGAUGACCCGGAGACGAAGAAUGUCAAGUACUAUCUUGUGUUGUCAGUGGGAGGCGGUGAUGUCACGGGGACUGUGAGUGGGAUGAAUGAUGUGGAGGUUCAAGAUGCGAGAAGGAAAGACAGGAAGAGAGGGAAAGAGUUUGAGAAGAAAGGAAGCAAGGCGUGGAUCAUGAGGAAGAAGUCGCAGAUGGAGGCUAAAGGGAAGGUUGUUAAGAGUUCUUCGAAGUAUACGGGCAGGAAGAGGAAUAUCGCGUUUUGA